AGAGUUAAGAUAGCGUGUUGCUUUACUGACUGAUCCCAAAUUGAUGACGUGGUGCGGUUCGUCUACCGGACGAAAAGGAUGGCCGAUCAGAGCAGGCAAAUCAAACUCGCCGCAGCCAAGAAGAAGCUGAAGGAGUUUCAGCAGAAGAGUUCCCCUACCGGAGGAGGUGGAAAUGGUGGUGGAGGACCAGGGGCCAAGAAGAAGAGGAAGGUGAAGGGAGGGAGCCAAGCCGACACAUUCUCGGCUGACCGACAAUCUCCUGACCAUAUUCAGAGUUUUCUGAAAGCUCUUAGUCAGACAAAUGGAGUAGCUCUGCCUGCGUAUGGCAACAGCCAGGCCCACACCGAUGGGAAGGUCAGGGGGUCCCCAGUCCCCCAGCUAUUGGAGGGCCCACAGGAUGAGGCUGACCACAGCUCCCCUGUGUUUAACCCUGCUAGCUCUACUGCUGCUACUAACCCCGAGUGUGUCAGCCACGCCCACAGCACUGACCUGCAGCAGAACUGCACUCCUGACGACAAUGAAAACAAUGCAGAGGAGAAUCGGCCGCUGUCGUCCACAGAGAGUCUACGGCAGCUCUCCCAGCAACUUAACGGCCUGCUCUCUGGGUCAUCCACCACCUAUGUAAACGGCGACAGCGCGCCCUCACCUGACAAUGAAAAGGAACUCGAGAAUCGAAACCAGGAGCUGGCAACUGCACUAGACUCUAGCAACAUAACAAAUUCUCAGCUCAAUACCAAGCUAGAACAGCUGACCCAGCAGUCCCAGGAGCUCUCGGAUCAGUUGCAGAGGGAACGAAAAGAGUUUGAACAGAAGUGUGCGAGGGAGCAAGGAGCCAUGAGGGAGCAACUACAGGUCCACAUUCAGACCAUUGGCAUCCUGGUGUCAGAAAAAUCUGAGCUGCAGACUGCAUUGUCCUACACCCAACAGGCUGCACGACAGAAAACAGGGGAAGCUGAGGAUCUGAGUAACCGUCUCCAGGCCUCCAAACAGAGAAUAUCUGAGCUAGAGAGAACCCUGUCCUCUGUCUCUUCACAACAGAAACAGUUUGAAAAGCAUAACAAAGAGCUAGAGAAAGAGCGAGACAGCCUGAGGCUGGAGGUGUACCGGCUAAAUAGUGUCAGUGAAGAGACGAGGCAGCAGAGUUCAGAGCUGUCCGAACAGCUCAAGCUAAGGGUGAACGAGAACAACGCCAUGAAAGUGGACCUAGAGGAUCUCCGCAAGCGGUUGGAGAUGGCCGACGACAUGCUGCAACAGUUUUCCAGUCAAUCAGGACCCCCCAGUGCCAACCAGCAGAUUCAGUUAGUGUUGGAGGAGAAACUCCAAAUUGAGGCUCAUGCUUCUCAGCUGAUGGAGUCAGUGGCCCAGCUGCGGACGGAGAGAGACCGCUACGCCGAGCAAAUCCAAGAGGAGGGACGCGUCUGGAAGGACAAGACAGAGCAGCUGCUUGCUCAGGUGACACUAGUAGCUGAGGAGAGGGACCGGAGUAUCAGCCAGAUCCAGGAGCUAGAAGCCCACAUCACAGACCUGAAGCAAGCUGCAGCCCUUAUGUCUCAGGAGAGGGAGGCCCAGGUUGAACCCCAGCCAUCGGGGCCUUCAGAGAAUGAACUGGCCCUCCAGGAGACUCUCCGCAGUCUACAGCAGGAGAGAGACUCACUCAACCUGCAGUUCCAAGCUCAGCUGCGUGACAACGAGCAGCUGAGUCGUAUGUGCUCGGAGCAGGAGUCCCGUCUGUCGGAACUGGAGCGCCAUGCGGAGCGCGGGGCGGAGGACGCGGAGGACCGCAGGCGCAUGCUGGAAGACGUCCAGAGUGACAAGGCCACCAUCAGCCGCGCUCUGGCCCAGAACCGCACCCUGAAGGACCAGCUGGCUGAGCUGCAGAACGGCUUCGUCAAACUGACAAAUGAGAACAUGGAGCUGACCACAGCUCUCCAGUCAGAGCAUCAUGUGAAGAAGGAGCUGGGACGAAGGAUGGGGCAGUUACAGGAGGACCUGCACAAUGUCAAGGAGCAGUUGGAGCUGAAGUCUCAGGAGUACCAGGCCCUACUGGAGCAGCGGGACCAGAUUGUGGCCCACCUGCAGCAGUACUCUGCCGGCUACACAGCCCUGGCGACGGAGCGGGAGCAGCUCCACAGACAGUACCUGCAGCAGAGCCAGCUGAUGGAUCGGCUGCAGCAUGACGAGAACCAGGGCCGGGUUCAGCUGGAGAUGAGCCACAAACAGCUGGAGCAGUACCAGGAGAGACUGCAGCAGCUGUCCAGAGACAACGAUCAGCUGAAGGCAGAAGUCACAGAGCUGCUGAACAGCUCCGCCCUGGCCACGCCCCCCCGAGACCAGGGAGACGGCUUGGAGGGCGGGUCACUGCCGAGCAGCCCGCACAAGUCCUCCAUUGUUAUCCCGGAAGACUUUGAGAGCCGUGAGGAGUUGGAGGAGUUUGUGCAUAGUGCUGUGGCACGUGUGGAGGCCGAGAGAGACGACGUGAGGAGCAGAUUGGAGGAAGAGAGGAGAAGACGUGCCGAACUCACCGUGGAGCGCCACAGUCAUGACCAUGAACACAGCCAUGAAGACCACGGUCAAUGUCAAGAUGACCACAGUCACAGUCAGCACACAGGCGGUUCUGAUGGCGUACCACUGGAGGUCCAUGAGUCCCUGCGUUCUGCCAUGGACAAACUGCAGAGACGCUUCACCUCUCUGAUGCAGGAGAAGGCAGACCUGAAGGACAGAGUGGAGGAGCUGGAGCACCGCUGUAUACAGCUGUCUGGAGAGACUGAUACUAUAGGGGAGUACAUUGCCCUGUACCAGAACCAGAGAGCCAUUAUGAAGCAGAAACACAUGGAGAAGGAGCACUACAUAAGUAUGUUGGCUCAGGACAAAGAGGAGAUGAAGGCCAAACUGGCAGAGCUGCAGGACCUGGUGAUGAGGUUGGUGGGCGAGAGGAAUGACUGGUACAGCCGCUAUGCCGGGGCAGUGGCCGGCUCUAACCCUGACCUGCUGCCCGCCGGAGAGGAGCCUGGACACGCCCAGCACACACACAGACGCAUGGAGCUCAAUGCUGUGGACGGGCAAGAGUCUAUGGAUCUGGGUUCAACCAUGGGGCCUGACUCCGCCAUCUCUGAACCCCUCAGCGGGGGCCCCCCAGACAUGGACCCGGGCCCUUCAGACUCCCUGAGGCCCCAGGAGGACGGCACGGCCAGGCAGAUCAUGCAGCUGCUCCAGGAGAUCCAAAACCCCCAGGGGCCCCGCUCUGUGCCUUUCCUGGGAGACAACCCCUGUAUCCCCUUCUUCUACCGCCCCGACGAGCAGGACGAGGUCAAGAUCCUGGUGGUCUGAUGAGACUGGCACAGACUGGAAACGUUGGAGGACGUCUGGACACACAGCAUUCCCCUACGUCUCACUGGACUUAGGUCCUUUAUGAAUACACACCCACACGGGCUACCCCUCCCCCGAUCACAUCUGUUUUCCGGACAGGUUAAUCUCCUUCACAGGCUCCCCCUGGCGAGUUUGUUCGUCUGAUUUAUUUUGCCGUAUUUCGACUGGUUUUUCAAUACCAUGAGAUGAGGCUAUGGAGGUUGUUUCUGUGAAUCUCUUGAUUGGGAUGAGAUGUUUAUUCCUCUCUAUUCUCUGACCUCCACCCAUCCCGUGCUCUGCUGUUACAUCCGCAGGUGCAAUAAAGUAUCUAUCACCUUGACUGUCA
This is a messenger RNA of Esox lucius (northern pike), 3691 nucleotides long. RefSeq names its product golgin A2 (gene golga2). The coding region runs from base 79 to 3327 and encodes 1082 amino acids. The transcript is spliced from 27 exons. Gene Ontology annotation, biological process: Golgi organization. Lineage: Eukaryota; Metazoa; Chordata; Actinopteri; Esociformes; Esocidae. Gene Ontology annotation, cellular component: Golgi cisterna membrane; cis-Golgi network; Golgi cis cisterna. Gene Ontology annotation, molecular function: protein binding. The record is from RefSeq and is a predicted model, not a curated record.